Messenger RNA from Hibiscus syriacus, 1005 nucleotides. RefSeq lists its product as uncharacterized. The record is from RefSeq and is a predicted model, not a curated record. The transcript is spliced from 5 exons. The coding region runs from base 25 to 1005 and encodes 326 amino acids. NCBI's taxonomy places the organism in Eukaryota, Viridiplantae, Streptophyta, Magnoliopsida, Malvales, Malvaceae.
GAAGUUAACAAUUGUUGGAAUCUGAUGAGCCUAGGAUCAUCCUUAGCAUCGUUUCAAAAUCUCACCACCUUGAAGGUGUGGAAAUGCAAAGGAAUGAAAUGCUUAGAUACAUGUCUAGCAGUGCAGGGUCUGUCUACACUCAAACAAUUGAUCAUAAAAGAAUGCAUUUCAAUGAAGGAAAUAGUUGGAAGUGAGGAAGAUGAAGCAACGUGCGAUAUUAUAUUCAGCAGGUUGAAAAGUUUGGAACUUGUGAGUCUACCACGACUUAAGAGAUUUUUUUCAGGCAACCACACAUUUGGAUUCCCAUGUUUAGAGGAAGUGAUAGUGAGUGGCUGUCCUGAGCUGGAGAUAUUUUGUAAGGGAGUUUUAAAUGCGCCGUUGUUGCAAAGUGUAGAAUAUGGAGAAGGUAAAGAACAUUGGAGUGGUGACCUUGACAGCACUGUCCAACAAUUGCAUUCAAAAAAGGUUGGGUACCAAGGCAACGGGUAUUUGAUCCUAUCCGAAUUUUCCAAGUCAAUGGAAAUAUGGAAGGAGAAAAGUGUAGAUUUCAAGAACCUACAAGAUUUAGAAGUCGAGGAAUGUAAUAGCUUGAAAUACAUAUUUACCGUUUCCAUGGCCUUGGAACUUGUGCAAUUGGAACAUAUAACAGUGAAAAGAUGUCCCAUGAUGGAGUACAUUAUCAAGAAAGAAGCAGAGGAAAAUGCGAUGGAUACAGUCUGGCUACCAAAUCUUAAGAUGAUAAGACUGGAGUCAUGUUCAGAGUUGAAGAGUUUUUGCAUGGGAAAUAUAACUCUGCAAUGUCCAUCAUUGCAUACAAUUAAAGUAGAUGAUUGUCCAAAGAUGUAUGCAAUGACAUGUACAAGAGAUGGCGAAAACACACCCUUUUUCAAUGAUAAUGUUUUGUGUGCCAAUUUGGAAGGGUUGGAUUGUGAAGGGUUGCCACAAUUUGGAAUAUAUAGUUCCAUCCUUUUUAAUCAAAAUUUUGUUGGGACUCGCUCAACUUAG